GUCGUUCAAAGCGGCACCGAACUUGUCCGGCGGAUGAAUAUGUCGAACGGCGGCCCUCUUUCCUUAUAAACCGGGUCUCCUUUCUCUUUUGCCGGUUCUUCAGUACCACUGCCGGUCCUUUUCCAGUUGUCCUCUUGUCCUCCGUCUACUUAUUUUAGUUUUUUGUAAAUUUUUACACCAAAACGCACAACAUGCCUGGAUAUGCUGACAGAGACCGCGGCAGGGACAGAGACAGAGGCUAUGGCGGUGGACCUCCCCGGUUCGGUGGAGGCCGUGGUGGUGGAGGAGGUGGUGGGAAGUUCGGCAACCCCGGUGACCGGCUGAGGAAGAAGCACUGGAACCUGGACGAACUCCCGAAGUUCGAGAAGAACUUUUACCAGCAGCAUCCCGACGUGGCCCAUAGGUCACCGCAAGAGCUUGAACAGUACAGAAGGACCAGAGCCAUCACAGUCAAAGGGAGAGAAUGUCCAAACCCCAUCACGAAGUUCCAUGAAGCUAGCUUCCCCACUUAUGUAAUGGAGGUGAUCAACAAACAGAAUUGGACAGAACCAACACCCAUCCAGUCUCAAGGUUGGCCUUUGGCCCUCAGUGGCCAGGACAUGGUUGGCAUUGCACAGACUGGUUCUGGCAAGACGCUCGCUUAUCUGCUGCCUGCAAUUGUCCACAUCAACCACCAGCCUUUCCUGGAACGUGGCGAUGGUCCAAUUUGUCUGGUGCUAGCCCCAACUCGUGAGCUUGCACAGCAGGUGCAACAGGUGGCCGCAGAAUAUGGCAGAGCUUCUCGUCUGAAGUCCACCUGCAUCUACGGAGGAGCACCAAAGGGGCCUCAGCUUCGUGACCUGGAAAAGGGUGUCGAGAUUUGUAUCGCCACUCCAGGAAGGCUCAUCGACUUCCUUGAGGCAGGAAAGACCAACCUCCGCAGGUGCACGUACCUUGUGCUGGAUGAGGCAGACAGGAUGCUGGACAUGGGCUUUGAGCCACAGAUCAGGAAGAUUGUUGAUCAAAUCAGGCCUGACCGACAGACUCUGAUGUGGAGUGCCACUUGGCCUAAAGAGGUCCGCCAGCUGGCUGAGGACUUCCUGAAGGAGUACGUUCAGAUCAACGUCGGAGCACUGCAGCUUAGUGCCAACCACAACAUCCUGCAGAUCGUUGAUGUUUGCAAUGAUGGAGAGAAGGAGAACAAACUCAUUCGUUUGCUUGAAGAGAUCAUGAGCGAGAAGGAGAACAAGACCAUCAUCUUUGUCGAGACAAAGAGGAGAUGUGAUGAUCUCACGCGCAGAAUGAGGAGGGAUGGGUGGCCGGCUAUGGGAAUCCAUGGUGACAAAAGCCAACAGGAGAGAGACUGGGUUCUUAAUGAGUUCAAAUUUGGAAAAGCUCCAAUACUCAUUGCUACAGAUGUUGCCUCCAGAGGUCUAGAUGUUGAAGAUGUGAAAUUUGUCAUCAACUUUGACUACCCCAACAACUCUGAGGACUAUAUCCACCGCAUUGGCAGAACUGCUCGUAGCCAAAAGACGGGCACUGCCUAUACCUUCUUCACCCCCAACAACAUGAGGCAGGCUGGGGAUCUCAUCUCUGUGCUUCGUGAAGCCAACCAGGCCAUCAACCCCAAGCUGAUUCAGAUGGCUGAGGAAAGGGGAGGUCGUUCAAGAGGCGGUAGAGGUGACUAUAGGGAUAGGGACAGGUUUUCCUCUGGAAGGCGCGACUACGGCGGCGGUAGAGACCGGGACGGCGGUAGAAACUUUAAUGGACCCAAGUCCUUUGGCACAAAUUCACAGAAUGGAGGCUAUGGCAGCAGUAAUGGUACCAGCAAUGGCUAUGGUGGUGGAAACUACGGUAAUGGACAAUCCAACUUCAACAACAGCCAAGGAGGAUCCUUCGGUGGUCAGAACAACUUCCAGAACCAACAGUUUACUCCAAAUAACGCUGUUGCACAGAACGGUGCGAGCCACCCCCCAUUCCCCUUCACUCAGGGACAGGCCCAACAGCAGCAUCCUCCACCAAUGGCACCAUACUCCAUGCCUCCUCAGUUCUCUCAGUAACGCAUCGUAAACUUAAAACAUAAUUUAUUGCUUUUGGUCUCAUAAGUUCUAUACUUAAUCCAAAUUUUUGUAUUCACGCAACAGGGUUACGUCAACCUAAAGCCUUUUAAGAUCUGCAGUGCAGCGAUAGUUGUGUUGCACACUUAUUUAAUUUGUUACAUUCCUCGGAAACGUUUAGUUAUGUUUUGUACCAGGUAAUUACGUGUAUUUGUUUUCAUGUGUAGCAUUGAAAGUGAUGUUCAGCUCUUGCCUUGGAAGUGCACUGCAUGAUCUUUCAAAUAAAAUCCUACAGAAAGACA
Molecule: messenger RNA, 2338 nt
Organism: Nothobranchius furzeri (turquoise killifish)
Lineage: Eukaryota; Metazoa; Chordata; Actinopteri; Cyprinodontiformes; Nothobranchiidae
Gene: ddx5
Product: DEAD (Asp-Glu-Ala-Asp) box helicase 5
Biological process (GO): alternative mRNA splicing, via spliceosome
Cellular component (GO): cytoplasm; nucleus; ribonucleoprotein complex
Molecular function (GO): ATP binding; mRNA 3'-UTR binding; RNA helicase activity
Source: RefSeq, a predicted model, not a curated record